Messenger RNA from Trypanosoma conorhini, 462 nucleotides. RefSeq lists its product as uncharacterized. The record is from RefSeq and is a predicted model, not a curated record. The coding region runs from base 1 to 462 and encodes 153 amino acids. NCBI's taxonomy places the organism in Eukaryota, Euglenozoa, Kinetoplastea, Trypanosomatida, Trypanosomatidae. The transcript has a single exon.
AUGUACGGAUCCGCCGGCCACUCCCUUGUGCAUGCGGGUGGAGUGACGGUGGCCCUCGCCAAGGCCCGCUACGGCCCCGGCCUCGUUUCCGACGUUGGGAUUUGGCGACGUGCAUCAGCUGCAGCAGCGGGAGUGGGGGGAGUAGCGGCUGCACUCCGUUGGCUGCUGCUGCUGCUGAUGAUGAUGAUGGCGGCGACUUGUGAAAAGAGGGGCGGCGUGACGGCUUUCAAACCAAAGAACGCAAACUCCAGAGAUAACUGGACAAAACGAGGGAAAGACGCAUUUACUUGUUAUUAUUAUUGUCUUUGUUUUUCCCCCGUUAUGCAUGCAGGGGCUCGCUGUGGUGGGCGCCCGGUGGUGAGAGAAGCGCAGAGGGAGCUGCGCAGCCCGCGGCAUGGCAGCGACACGCUAAGCGGGACAGGCGGGCGUGGGGCGAGGCAGAAGGCAGACGGCAAUGCGUGA